This is a messenger RNA of Petromyzon marinus (sea lamprey), 1796 nucleotides long. RefSeq names its product lysozyme C-1/C-2-like. Lineage: Eukaryota; Metazoa; Chordata; Hyperoartia; Petromyzontiformes; Petromyzontidae. The record is from RefSeq and is a predicted model, not a curated record. Gene Ontology annotation, molecular function: lysozyme activity.
UGAACUCGGGGUCGCCAUGGUUCGUAGCGCAUUCCUAACCAUUGCACCACCGCACGUCCCCCACGCCCACAAGCAAGCCACGACGUGUCGGCGAGUUCCUCCUGCAGCUGCGGUGGUGGUGGUGGUGGUCUAUAAAAGCCGGGUUCGGACUGAACAACGAGAGGCGGAACGAGAGCGGAGAGCGGCCGUGGUGGGAAAUCAAAAAGAAUCUCUCGCGAUGGCGUUUCGCUCAUUCGCUAUGUGCGCGCUGGUGGCGUCUCUCUGCGUCGUCCCACAAACGCGUGCCAAAGUGUUCGCACGAUGCGAUCUCGCGAAGACCCUGCACGCCAUGGGAGUGGAGAGCUUCGGGAAAGCCAGCCUGGGCGACUGGAUGUGUUUGGCUUUCGCCGAGAGUAGCUACAACACCGCGGCCACGCACCCCAACCCCAACGGCUCCACCGACUACGGCAUCUUCCAGAUCAACAGCAAGUGGUGGUGCGACAAUGGGACCAAGGGGCACAACGCGUGCAAGAUCAAGUGCUCCGAGCUCCUUGGAAGCGACAUCACAGAGUCCGUCACCUGCGCCAAGUUGGUUCUCAAGGAGCAGGGACUGGAGGCCUGGGAUGGCUGGAAGGCGAAGUGUCGUGGCAAGGACCUGUCGGCGUACGUGCAGGGCUGUAAACUCUCUCCGUGACACCGCCUCGCUCGCUCGCAGGAGGAGGAGGAGACGGCGGUUCUGGUCGAGAGACGCCGCUCGCCCAACGUCGCUGCUGGGUUCAUCUCGGCUCGCUCACAGCUUGCUUUAAAACACAAACAGACCGAAACAAAAUAAUCGGAAACAUUGCAUUGUUCACGCCACGGGAUAUUGACGAAGCCGAUCAGAAUGAUGUCAUCCGACAAUCUAUAGCGCGGGUAAUCGGAAUAUGUAUGUAUAGUGGAAGGAAUCCGAUGAGCUGUGAAGCUCUUUGGCCACAGAUGUCCAGUCGAGGCACGGGGUCAGAACGUCACAACAACGACUGAUACAAACGCACGAUAGGAGUGCACAGUAUAAGAAAGGUAAACAAAUUACUUGAGCAAUACAUACAAAGAAACGAAACUUUUUAGGUAAAGCGUGCGCUCAGAGGCCUAUGGACGCCGCGGUGGCUAGGAGAUGUUGACUACCUCGCCAGGUUUACAGGAGGUCGUAGGUUCGAUCCACGACCCUGACGCCUGCUGCUGUAUUUUUGCGCGUCUCUCUCCCGAUGGUGGCAUGGAUUUUUCUCACGCCCUUUAGAGUAUUUGGUUUCUAUACAUUUCCACAUGAUCAUGAUGAUGAUGAUGACAAUUAAGCCACUUCGUUGGGCUAUCAUUUGUGGUGGGCCAGGUCGCCUCUGAAAAAAAAAACUAAUUCUUACCGAGUAAAGCAAAACACAUCAUGUGGUCCCCUGGUGCUAAUUACGACGUCACUCGCCACUGCACUACACCACACCGAUAAUUGGGGCAUCGUCUAUUAUCGAAUGGUAACACCACCAUACAUAGCCAGUCCUUGGGGUCUAUCCACUCACUGCUGGAUGAGGGCUCCAUGCCCCACAAGGCGUGCGAGUCGUGGUUGUGUGGUGGGGUGGGGGUAUUCGACCGUACUUCACCACGCCUGUUAAUGUAACCAGCACGAUAGCACCUGUUAUGCACCCAUCCGCAAGCACUGUCCGGUCUGUAUAAUUACAAAUUGUGUGUUUUUUAAAAUAUAUUUGCUGCUUUAGAUAAUUUUCUAAUUGCGUGCGUUCAUUAUGUCGCGUGUAACUACCAAUAAACCAAUCGCAUGUCGCUAUGAGCAAUGC